Messenger RNA from Vitrella brassicaformis, 1439 nucleotides. NCBI's taxonomy places the organism in Eukaryota, Vitrellaceae. The record is from the annotation of a GenBank genome assembly.
CUUUCGCUGAUGAUGUUCCGCCUGCUGCUUGUGGCUGCCGCUUCCGUCGUCAUCUCGGCGAACGGUUUUGACGUGCGCGACCCCAUUGCUCAGCUUGUCAACAGGGUGAUCGAUGUCACAGGGACCGGCAACGAGCAGGAGGACACCGCCCACGCCAUUGACAAACCGGCAAAGAAACAUGCCACGAAAGCGUCAAGAGGUGAUACCUUUCUGUCUGAGUUGUCUGGCAAGCUGAAGCAGCUUGUGGCGCAGUACAACGACACGAUGAUCCGAUGAUCCUCGCGGGCAACGGGCGGCUCAUUGUUCGGUCCAAUAAGGGCAGCAGUCACAAUGAAGUCAACGCUGAGGAUGGUAGGUGUACUGGCGGGGGUAUGUGUGCUGAACUCAGCACGAUGGGCUGCAGCUGCUUGUGGGCUGUGCAGGGCCUGACACUAACCUGACGGAGCCGGAGCAGUCUUCCAUCCCGUUCUGCCCGGGUAUGCACAGAUGGGAUGGAAGGGAGGCUCCCCACUGGCACCCAUCUCCGUGCUUGUCGGUCCUGUGCUUGUCUGCUAUCAGCACCCUUUUCGGAUCUUUCCUUCACGAUUGAUGAGGGAGAAAGUGUGGUUCGCUCCAUCAGGUGGGACGACGGGGGGGAUCGCUACAUCGUCGUGGGCAUUGACUCCCUGAGAGGGGAUGCGGAUCUCAUCGUGUGCGACGAAGAUUCGAGGUGAGUACGGCGUCGUCAGACUUGCAUCUUGUGUUUGUUGUGGUCUUCCAGCGGAACAGACACAUCCAAUUGUGAAAGCAGCAGGGCCUCUUGGGGUUCCGGCUUUGAAGUAUGCAUACACACACUCCUGAAUGUUGAACUUUGGCACUGCGUGUAUGCAGGACGUCGUCGUGAUUGACACGGAAACAUUUAACGGAGAGGAUGGCGUCGCAGUCGAAGUAAUCGUACUACACAGCACACAUGAGUGUGUUGCUGGCAGAUACGUGUUCGGCUGUGCAGAUCAACUGCGUUGAGGGAGGAGGCAGCAACGACAACUGCCGAGUGGUAGGCAUUUGGAAUUCUUUCGUGCACGGCUGAUGCAUGCGAUUUGUGUGCGCUUCGUGCAGAAUUACGUAGCGUUCCCGCACGACGACUACUGCCGCCCGACGGAAGGAGAUUUCGCCGGCGUUGGCAUAAGCAUCAGUCCGUUUUUUAUCUUCGACUAGUGAAAGCAUGUGUGUCACUGUCGGUGUCGCCAGCCCAGUGUGUGCCAAAGGUGCAUCCUCGACUUCGUUGGAAUUCGUCUUCCUGUUCUUCGUGUCGCUCUUGGGUGCGAGAGUCCGUUUCAAUCGGUCCGUUUGGUUGGUUAUAGGAUGGAGUGUGCAUGGUCGUAGAAAAGUGCGAACACCGUACAUUCAAUAUACGUGGUCGGACAUACGUACGACUCAGCUCAAUCAACACGUCGCCGCAC